This is a messenger RNA of Beauveria bassiana ARSEF 2860, 2376 nucleotides long. Its product is annotated as RING finger protein. Bases 1 to 2376 code for a protein of 791 amino acids. Gene Ontology annotation, molecular function: metal ion binding. The record is from RefSeq and is a predicted model, not a curated record. The transcript is spliced from 2 exons. NCBI's taxonomy places the organism in Eukaryota, Fungi, Ascomycota, Sordariomycetes, Hypocreales, Cordycipitaceae.
AUGGAGCAUCUACAUACUAACAAAUCGUUCGAGUGCGCAUUCUACAAGCGCGGACAGGGCAACUGUAUCCGCGGGGCCACUUGCAAAUUUAUUCAUGCUGAGCACACAGAAGGCCUUGCCAACAUCGGCGCCAGUCUUAUGCCAGUGCGCCAUCGCUUCACACCUUCCAACUUCUAUUGGCCCAGCAAUUAUUGGCCCAACAACACUUGGUCCAACAACACUUGGUCCAACGAUUCUUGGUCCGCAGACUGCCCCCAACCUCUGCCCGUUGUCUUGUCCCACAGCAAUGCUCAUGUGACCCCAAAACUCACUGAAGCAGAGGAACUAACGUCCCAGGAAGAGGUCGCUGCCCCUGAGUUGGCCUGGAUCCGCCACCUCAAAGGUGUCUUCGUCACCUUUGGCGAAGGAGCUACGGUUGCCACUGUUGCCCUGCCCUGGGAUACCGUGGCAGUCCGCCUCUCUAAGCUGCCUCAAGACUCUACUACUUCUACAGUAGCAGAGCUCAUAGAAAACUAUCUUGGGGCCCGGGUCAUCGAGGCAAACAUUCAAUUGCUGUCUGCGUACGGGGGUCGCGUUGCGGCAGACGUUACCUUAGAUGACCAAACAAUUGCAACUGACCUCAUCACUGCUGUGAGGGAGGAUCAAAGCACCGAAUUUGAUGCAGAUCGCGUCAUCCCGGUUCACCAUAGAGCCGCUAGGUUCAACACCAUUAGCAGAAACAAGGUGAGCUGCUCCUGGCAUAAGCCGAGCCGGACCGUCACGCUCAGCUUUUCGUCCCAAUUUCUGGCCUGCGAAACCUGGAAAAAGUUCCUCACAGGCGUCUACCAAGUCUCUAAAUCCAGAGUCUGGCCAUCACGCCCGCACAAUAAUGGUUCCGACACCGACACUAUAUGGAAGUUCAAGAUUGACAACGUGCCUACAUCUGCGAAUCGAAACGACAUCAUAGAGCAGAUUGACGAACCAUUCCGGCCCCUCAACGUACAUAUGAGCUGGGCUUCUUACAGCAACCCUAUGGAAGCGUCAGUAGAUCAAAUCAUGAGGAACUUGUCAACGGUUGGACCAAUGGACCCAUUCGUCACCACCGGGUCCUCGAGUCAAAGUCGGCGUUCUAAGAUGACUGUUCGGUUCGUGGACAUUGAGCACGCAAUAGCGGCUGUGCAAGAAUUUGACGAGCAGCCUCUUCCUUUCUUCUCCCAGGGAAAGCUGACUGUCCAGCAGCUCUCUACCAUUCGGAUGUGCAUCCCCAACCAUGUAUUCACGGCAGCAUCCCAAGAUAUCGAAGCUCUCUACAGCGCUUGGAAAAAGGAUCACGUGUAUACUACCAUCUCAAAGGAAAGAAAGCCCUUUAGGCAUAUCAAGUUUGAAGGCCAGAUGCAUGAAAAGGUGGUAAAAGCCCAAGCCGCCUUUGAAAAUGUUACCGCGGGAGAACUGCUACGCAUGCCACGCACCCACCUCUCAGAGGAGGGUGGGUGCGUGGCACGUGUAUCUGAAAAUGGCGCGCCGCUGUGGUCGGCCUCACUUGCUACCAAGGCCUGGGCCUACCAUGAGAUGCGGAACAUUGAGCAUAAAUUGGGGGUCUUGGUCUUGUGUGACAAGCAAAAGCGAAACCUGCGCCUGCUCGGACGCCGAGAAGAGUUUGGAUCAGCACGGAAACAGAUUGCCAAAUUGUGCAAUGAGGAUCCACGCUGCGAAUUCUCCAUUCCCAUUGAUCAUCAUGAUGGAGAUGCGCUUCGAUGGCUCCUUGCUGGUGGCUAUCAAGAUCUGGGCAGGACUGUUGGCCUUGACAAGGUCGCGCUGGACGUUGCUUCACAGCCGCGCCGCCUGAUCAUUAGCGGUACCGAUCACGAUUACCAGAAUGCGCGGAAUUAUUGGGACCACCGCUACAGAAACCCGGACCCGACGUGGAGCAUUAACCCUGGCCAGUGCAACCUCUGUGGUCUUGACGCAGAAUAUCCUGUCUGCACGGGCUGCGACCAUCUGUACUGCACCACCUGCUUCGAAGACAUGUGCUUCUCAGGCGCGGGGACUCCUGUGCCGGAGCCAGCCAUUCGCUGCUAUGGCGACGGAGGUAAAUGCAUGAAACUGCUGACCAUGACCAACAUUCAGGAGAAUGUUUCUUCAUUUGCCCUCGAGCUCAUUUUCGAACGCAUGUUCAAGACGUUUGUGAGCCAGAAUCCGGAACAAUACCGCCUGUGUCCGACACACACCUGCGAACAGGUCUACAGGGUCAAGAUGACGCCAGCGGGCGUCAAACCGACGGAUGAGUUUGAAUUCAACUGUCCGCAGUGCAACUUGGCACUUUGCUCGACGUGCCAUGUUUCGCACGAAACGAUACAUUGUCCUCUGAGAGAAAUCGAAGAGGAUGAAGAACUAUAG